GGUCCUAGUUUGAAAGGUUCUCGAAAUUACCCCGAUUUCGAAAUCUCGACAGGAUGCAUGCGCCCGGGACCACGAUGAAGAAGAAGCUCUUCCUAGGGUCUCAAGCGCCCUUAGGAUACGUUGCUGGAGUGGGUCGAGGAGCGACAGGCUUCACCACCCGAUCAGAUAUAGGACCCGCGAGAGAGAGCUCAGAUGUCCCCGACGACCGACAUGGACAGCAGCCUGCCAAAAAGUCCAGAAAAGACGAUGAUGACGACGAAGACUUGAACGAUGCCAACUUCGACGAGUUCAAUGGGUACGGCGGUUCACUGUUCAGCAAGGAUCCCUACGACAAAGAUGACGAGGAGGCCGACGCCAUAUACGAAGCGGUGGACAAGCGCAUGGACGAGAGGCGCAAAGAUUAUCGGGAAGCGAGACUCCGGGUGGAAAUCGAGAAAUAUCGUCAGGAGCGACCGAAGAUCCAACAGCAGUUUUCGGAUCUCAAACGACAGCUCUCAGAUGUGUCAACAGAUGAAUGGAACGCGAUUCCGGAGGUGGGAGAUGCUCGCAAUAAAAAACAACGGAACGCGAGAACAGAAAAGUUCACGCCGUUGCCAGACAGCGUUCUCGCGGGAGCCCUGGCUAGUGGUCAAGGGGUGAACGCGAUCGAUCCUGCGACGGGUCUCGCCUCGCCCUUCCCGGGAGUUGCUUCAGGGGAGCUCGAUCUACGGAAGAUCGGUCAGGCCCGAAAUACAUUGAUGGACAUCAAGCUUACGCAAGCUUCCGAUUCCGUGUCGGGCCAGACCGUCGUAGACCCCAAGGGUUAUUUGACCGAUUUGCAGUCGAUGAUUCCGAACCACGGCGCGGAUAUCUCGGACGUCAAGAAAGCCCGGCUCCUGCUCAAAUCGGUCAGAGAGACGAAUCCGAACCAUGCACCGGCGUGGAUCGCGUCCGCUCGUCUCGAGGAAGUCACUGGGAAGCUCCAGAACGCCCGAAACCUCAUAAUGGAAGGAGCGGAGAUGUGUCCAAACUCCGAGGAUGUAUGGCUCGAAGCCGCACGACUCCAGGCCGCCGACAUGGCGAAAUCCGUGAUCGCUCAAGCGGUUCGACAACUGCCCCACUCCGUUCGACUGUGGAUCAGAGCCGCCGAGCUCGAGACGGAGAAACGUCUCCAGAAACGAGUUUAUCGCAAGGCUCUCGAACAAAUCCCGAAUUCCGUCCGGCUGUGGAAGAACGCUGUGGAGUUGGAGGACGCCGAAGACGCAAGAAUCCUCCUGUCGCGAGCCGUAGAAUGCUGUCCGACGAGCGUCGAGCUGUGGUUAGCCUUGGCUCGUCUGGAGACGUAUGAGAAUGCGAGGAAAGUCCUCAACAAGGCUCGAGAGAGUAUACCGACGGAUCGACAGAUUUGGAUCACGGCUGCGAAAUUAGAGGAGGCGAACAAGAACUCGAAAAUGGUCCGGAAAAUUAUCGAACGAUCAAUCAAAUCCCUCUCCGACAACGGAGUGGAAAUUAACAGGGAGCUGUGGAUGAAGGACGCGGUCGAGGCUGAAAAAGCGGGUUCCAUCGCGACGUGUCAAGCCAUCAUUGAAAGCGUUAUCGAGAUCGGCAUCGAAGACGAAGAUCGUAAACACACUUGGUUGGCCGACGCUGAACAGAGAGCGAACCAGGGCGCUCCGGAAUGUGCGCGUGCCAUCUACGGUCACGCGCUGGCAGUCUUCCCCGCUAAGAAGAGUAUCUGGUUGCGUGCCGCUUUCUUUGAGAAGAAUCAUGGCACCAAAGAAACGCUCGAAGCCCUCCUGCAGAAAGCUGUGGCCUACUGUCCGCAAGCAGAAGUUCUUUGGCUGAUGGGAGCGAAGAGCAAAUGGCAAGCGGGUGACGUCCCCGCCGCCCGAUCCAUCCUCAGCUUGGCCUUCAAAGCCAAUCCGAACUCUGAGGAAAUUUGGCUGGCGGCCGUGAAACUCGAGUCCGAAAACGACGAAUACGACAGCGCUCGGCGACUCCUUGCGAAGGCUCAGAAGUCGGCACCGACGGGUCGUGUGCUCAUGAAAGCCGCAAAGUUCGAGUGGGCGCUGGGCUCGCGCCCGGAAUCGAAAGGUCGCGAACUGCAGGCCGCUCUCGAUAUCCUGGAAACGGGCGUUGAAAAAUAUCCGAACUUCGCGAAGCUGUGGAUGAUGUACGGUCAGAUAUGGUGCCAGUUGAAACGACCCGAUAAGGCGAAAGAGGUUUACGGUCGAGGGAUCAAGGCGUGCCCCGAUUCCGUUCCGCUCUGGGUGCUCCUGGCGAAUCUCGAAGAAGAAACCGGAAUGCUGAUCAAAGCGAGAUCCGUCAUCGAGAAAGCUCGACUGAGAAAUCCCUGCAACGACGUUCUUUGGCUCGAAGCCAUUCGAAUCGAAUGCCGCGCUGAUAAGAAGGACAUCGCAUCGAAGAUGAUGGCCAAAGCAAUGCAGGAAUGUCCCGCAUCAGGAAGAUUAUGGGCUGAGGCGAUAUUUAUGGAAGCGCGGCCCGGUCGGAAGUCGAAGAGUGUCGAUGCUCUGAAAAAAUGUGAACACGACCCGCGUGUUCUCCUGGCCGUGUCGAGACUGUUUUGGGCCGAGCGGAAAAUCGGUAAGGCCCGAGAGUGGUUCAAUCGGACCAUCAAAAUCGAGCAGGAUUUCGGCGACGCCUGGGCCUAUUUCUACAAGUUCGAGACGCUGCACGGAACCGCCGAGCAGCGAGAAGAAGUUCGGAAACGUUUCCUCUCGGCGGAGCCGAGGCACGGAGAAGAGUGGAACAAAGUUGCGAAACACAUCGAGAACUGGAAGAAAACCCCCGAAGAAAUCCUCGUGCUCUGCGCGAAAGCACUCCAAGAGCCUACUUGAACGCGACAUCGAUCUUCAUGUAAAUUACUUGAUCUUUGUAUAUUCUCGAUCUAGGUAUGUACAGAGAACCAUGCCUUCACACGAUUGGAUAUCGAUGUUCGCAUUUCGAAUGUGAAAAAUAAAGGUGAUGCUUGAUCGAA
This is a messenger RNA of Galendromus occidentalis (western predatory mite), 2977 nucleotides long. It is a transcript of the gene Prp6, whose product is annotated as pre-mRNA processing factor 6. The transcript is spliced from 3 exons. The record is from RefSeq and is a predicted model, not a curated record. Gene Ontology annotation, cellular component: U4/U6 x U5 tri-snRNP complex; nucleus; catalytic step 2 spliceosome. Gene Ontology annotation, biological process: mRNA splicing, via spliceosome; spliceosomal tri-snRNP complex assembly. Gene Ontology annotation, molecular function: protein binding. The coding region runs from base 54 to 2837 and encodes 927 amino acids. Lineage: Eukaryota; Metazoa; Arthropoda; Arachnida; Mesostigmata; Phytoseiidae.